AUGUCACUACCAACUUCAAGGUCUGUCUCUGAUUCGUAUACGUCCUCCCUCAAUCCUAGUUCACCUAUAGCCUACUCUUACCAAUCGCCUCAUUCCCGCUCGCCAUCCCCUUCUAGGCUCAGUGGGCCCGAUUUAUCCAAAUACACUCCUUCACAAUCGUCAGGACGAAGGAGAUCGACCUCUAGUCAAAAGACCAUCGUACGGCAUCUACGGCCAUACUUGACUCCCAAAAUCUUGACCUCAGUCUUUCUCUGGACAGUAGCUCUGUUGAUAAUACACCGGUAUAUCUUUCCUCUACCGCUGCCCAGCCUUACGAUCAACACACUGGGCAAAUCAGCCGAUCACCAUUUAUCGUAUCGAUUCCCCCAACCUCCACUUCGCACUGGUGACGAUCUCCUGGACUCUGUAAAUCCUCUCUGGCGACCUUUCGCCCCCUUACCCCCUCCGGACCCACCUUUCCCGCGACUGCGACCGACUAAAUUCUUGCCGCCUCGUUGUCUGGAACAAUGGUUCGCGGAUGGAGAGACACUCUGUGGGAAGGGGGAGAUGGGAAAAGAAGAGACACUGGAUGCCACCUGGCUAUGGGUGAACGGCUCCGAUCAUCGUUGGCGAGAUAGUAUGGUACAUUGGCGUACGGUGGAAGGCGUAUAUUCGCCAGAACACCACUUCCGUGAACAAAACGAAUUGGUUCAUUCCAUGCGGUCUGUUCUUGACGCCCUACCCGGUCACCUAAACACGUUUCAUCUCAUCGUAGCAGAUUAUCCAUUUGAUGUUCCCGGUGACAUUGGUUUACUGCAUGACUCCAUCAUUCCAAGCCUUGAGCAAGAAGCUGCCUUGCAUGAUGCUCGACGUCAUCCUCGUGGUCGACAAGUCGACGAGGUCUUGAAUACCAACCCAAAUAUAACGGAAAGAUUGGUGGAGGCUCUGUCGCCUGCCUUGGCUGCGUAUCUGACCGAGACAUGGCGUGUGGCGCAAACUCCUUCAUGGCUGGAUUUUUCUCGUCGAGACAAGACUAGUCCGUCGCAUCCCUUUCAUCCCUUUUCAGCUCAUAAAUACAAAGACGGUCGAGGGGAUUUAGUACGGGCAGAGGCCAAUUAUCCUACGCUGCGUUACGCAUCCCAUACAGAGAUCUUCCAUUUACCCACUUUGGACAGGGACGGGAUCACAGAAGAAUUAGGAGAGCGUGAAUGGAAAGAACGAGAGUGGCGUAAGAAAGCACUCCCGUCUUUCAACUCAAUGGCUAUAGAAAGUCGAGCCGAUGUCACCUUAUCACUCAACGAUGAUUUUUUCCUUUUGAGACCUCAUGCGGUAUCCGAUUUUCAUUCGCCGCUGUACGGAUCCGUGAUACGAUUUGAUCAUGGCUUUUACCAACAAGUCCGCCCGAUUCUCGACAAGAGUCGUUUCAAUGAUGCAGGAGAAGUCGGUGGGCUGUAUCAUGCCAAUCAUCUCCUUUCCCAAAGGUUCCCUCGACGUUUACGGCCAUACUUUGCGCAUGUACCCAAAGUCAUCACAAGGGGUUUACACCAUGAAGCGAGCUUAAUGUUCAAAGAGCCGUUGGCGGAGAGCAGUCAGAGGCGUUUCCGAGAGAUGAUGUUAGGAGAGGGAGAUAUACAAAUGCAGUGGCUGCUUACAUCCUUGAGGGACGAUGAUGUUAUCAAAAUUGAAGUGCAUCGAGGUGAAAGAUGGACUUUGGAGCCUGGUCGAAUGGCGAAAGCCUUUGAACAAGCAGGAUGGGAAGCGCCAAAAGCGACAGAAUUUCUGUUUUCUUCAAUGGAUGGUCAUAUGCCUCCAAUUUUGAAGACUGGUACGGAUCCAUCCGUUAAUGAGAGGUAA
Kwoniella shivajii is the source of this 1833-nucleotide messenger RNA. RefSeq lists its product as uncharacterized. Gene Ontology annotation, cellular component: Golgi apparatus. Gene Ontology annotation, molecular function: UDP-N-acetylglucosamine-lysosomal-enzyme N-acetylglucosaminephosphotransferase activity. Lineage: Eukaryota; Fungi; Basidiomycota; Tremellomycetes; Tremellales; Cryptococcaceae. Gene Ontology annotation, biological process: carbohydrate phosphorylation; N-glycan processing to lysosome. The transcript has 7 exons. The record is from RefSeq and is a predicted model, not a curated record. Bases 1 to 1833 code for a protein of 610 amino acids.